Messenger RNA from Dromiciops gliroides (monito del monte), 3286 nucleotides. Its product is annotated as zinc finger protein 2 homolog. Lineage: Eukaryota; Metazoa; Chordata; Mammalia; Microbiotheria; Microbiotheriidae. Gene Ontology annotation, molecular function: DNA-binding transcription factor activity, RNA polymerase II-specific; RNA polymerase II cis-regulatory region sequence-specific DNA binding. The record is from RefSeq and is a predicted model, not a curated record. Bases 270 to 2753 code for a protein of 827 amino acids. The transcript has 5 exons. Gene Ontology annotation, biological process: regulation of transcription by RNA polymerase II.
CGGAGGGCAGGGCUUGGGGAGGAGAGGCAGCCCGGGUCCGGAGAUCCUGGCCCUGGGUGUGAUUGGAGCCGGGGCCUGGGGGGCGGGGCUCUGGGGACUAGGAGGAGCCUCCCAGCGUGGGCGGGCAGAAAACCCGGAGUGGAGACUGGGAUCUCUCCGCCUCCUCCCCCCGGGCCGAGAUCUCUCUGCCCCCUCCCCCCGGGAUCUGAGAUCUCUCCGCCUCCUCCCCCCGGGCUGAGAUCUCUGUCUUCUGAAAACCAUCUCUGCACAUGCUAGCCCCAGGUGAGCCUGCAGACAACCAAAGGCUAUUCCAAGGAGAGAGCCUGGAGCCAGAGAGAAUGACCCCGGGGACCCAGAGACCCCCAUCCCAGGAGUUGGUGACAUUCAAGGAUGUGGCUGUGGAUUUCACCCAGGAGGAGUGGCGCCUCUUGGACCAUCCUCAGAGAGAGCUGUACAAGGAGGUCAUGCUGGAGAAUGUCCAGAACCUGCUCUCUGUGGGACUUCCAGUUUCUAGAGAAGAUUUGAGCUCUCCUUCCCAGGGAGGGGAAUCACCAGGGAUGGUAGGGCACAAAGGUCCAAGGAUCUCCUGUCCAGGUGGAGAGACCAGGUUGGAAGUGAAGAAGAUGGCUACAAAGGUGAAGAUUUCCAUGGAAGAAUUUGGCCAGCAUAGAUUUGAGAGUGAUGGUGCCUGUAACUUCAAUUUGAAAGAAAUCUGUGACACUGAAAUCAAGGUGGGUAAGAGUAUCUGCAAGUUUGGUGAAAUUGAAAAGGUAUUCACACAGUCUUCAGUCUUAAAUAACAAGAAGAGAAGGACUUCAUGGAAUGAAUAUUUUCAGGAGAGUGAAGAUAAUAAAUGGUUUCCUCAACAACUAGAGCCUUUUAAGGCCCAGAACAAGUUUCAUCAAAUGCUAAAGUACAAAGGUAAUCAUCGGGAAAUGGCUUCGAAUUUGAAUUCUGCUCUCAUUGGACAUCAGAAAAGUGACAGAAGUGGGAAGGGCUUCAGUCAGAGCUCUAAGUUCAUUCCUCUACAGAAAAUUCACAUUAGAAAGGAACCUGUUGAAUACAAUGAAUGUAAAGCAACCUCAUCGGAUCAAUCGUAUCUUCCUUGGCAUGCUAAGUUUUAUGAUGGAAGGAGAAGACAUGCAGUUGAUUGUUGUGGAUUGGCCUUUGGUUUGAACUCAGAUCUUAUAAGGCAUCACAACAUUCACAUUGGAAAAACAUUUUAUAAAUGUAAUCAGUGUGGAAAGGCUUUCACAAAGAGCUCCCAUCUUGUUGUCCAUCAGAGAAUUCAUACUGGAGAGAAACCUUAUGAAUGUAAUCAGUGUGGAAAGGCUUUCACAAAGAGGUUCAAUCUUACUCAGCAUCAGAGAAUCCACACUGGAGAGAAACCCUUUGAAUGUAAUCAGUAUGGAAAGGCUUUCACAAAGAGCUCCCAACUUGCUUCACAUCAGAGAAGCCACUCUGGAGAGAAACCUUAUGAAUGUAAUCAGUGUGGAAAAACUUUCACAAUAACCUCCAAUCUUGAAGUACAUCAGAGAAUCCACACUAGAGACAAACCUUAUGAAUGUAAUCAGUGUGGAAAGACUUUCUCACAGAGAUGCAGUCUUGCUAAGCAUCAGAGAAUGCACACUGGAGAGAAACCUUAUGAAUGUAAUCAGUGUGGAAAGACUUUCAUAGAGAGGUUCAGUCUUGCUGUACAUCAGAGAAUCCACACUGGAGAGAAACCUUUUGAAUGUAAUCAGUGUGGAAAGGCUUUCACAGCGAGCUCCAGGCUUGCUGCCCAUCAGAGAAUCCACAGUGGAGAGAAACCUUAUGAAUGUAAUCAGUGUGGAAAGGCUUUCAUAGAGAGGUUCAGUCUUGCUGUACAUCAGAGAAUCCACACUGGAGAGAAACCUUUUGAAUGUAAUCAGUGUGGAAAGGCUUUCACAAAGCACUCCCAACUUGCUUCACAUCAGAGAAACCACACUGGAGAGAAACCUUAUGAAUGUAAUCAGUGUGGAAAGACUUUCACAAUAAGCUCCAGUCUUGUUUGCCAUCAGAGAAUCCACACUGGAGAGAAACCUUAUGAAUGUAAUCAAUGUGGAAAGUCUUUCAAACAGAGCUCCCAUCUUGCAGCACAUCAGAGAAUCCACACUGGAGAGAAACCUUUUGAAUGUAAUCAGUGUGGAAAGGCUUUCAUAGAGAGGUUCAGUCUUGCUGUACAUCAGAGAAUCCACACCGGAGAGAAACCUUUUGAAUGUAAUCAGUGUGGAAAGACUUUCACAAAGAGGUUCAGUCUCACUCAGCAUCAGAGAAUUCACACUGGAGAGAAACCUUUUGAAUGUAAUCAGUGUGGGAAGGCUUUCAUAAAGAGCUCCCAACUUGCUUCACAUCAGAGAAACCACACUGGAGAGAAACCUUAUGAAUGUAAUCAGUGUGGAAAAACUUUCACAAUAAGCUCCAGUCUUGUUUGCCAUCAGAGAAUCCACACUGGAGAGAAACCUUAUGAAUGUAAUCAGUGUGGAAAGGCUUUCAAACAGAGCUCCCAUCUUGCAGCACAUCAGAGAAUUCAUACUGGAGAGAAACCUUAUGAAUGUAAUCAGUGUGGAAAGGCUUUCACAGUGAGCUCCAGUCUUGUUGCACAUCAGAGAAUGCACACUGGAGAGAAACCUUUUGAAUGUAAUCAGUGUGGAAAGACGUUUAGAAAGAGGUUCAGUCUUACUCAGCAUCAGAGAAUUCACACUGGAGAGAAACCUUAUGAAUGUUAUCUGUGAGAAAAUGCUUUCACCCUGAGAUCCAGUUUUGCUCAGCAUCAGAGAAUCCACAGUAGAGAGAAACCUUAUGGAUGUUAUCAGUGUAGAAAGACUUUCACAGUGAACUCCAGUCUUGUUGCACAUCAGGGAAUCCAUACUGGAGAAAUCUUAGGAAUAUAAUCAAUGUGGUAAAACCUUCAUGUAAUACUCACAUUAUAUAGAAAUCUUAUCACUGUUAUGAAUUAGAAAAUGCAUUCAGUUGUCAUUCAGAGCUUCCUCAAAAUUAGUGAAUUCAUUUUUAUGUUUUUGUCAUUUAUUUAGAAUUUUAUUUUCCCCCCAAUUACAUGUAAAACCUAUUUUAAAGUCCAUUUAAAAACUUUGUGUGUUUCAUAUACUCAAAGUUCUAUGGGACUGUGAAUACCCUUCGACCCAGUAAUACCACUACAAGGUCUGUAUCACAAAGAGAUCAUAGAAAAUGGAUGUGACGAGUAAAAGUAAAUGUGUGUGGUCACCUAUCCCCUGUGUGGGGAAAGCUAACUAGGACAACAGUUUAA